This is a messenger RNA of Homarus americanus (American lobster), 2215 nucleotides long. Its product is annotated as tRNA-dihydrouridine(16/17) synthase [NAD(P)(+)]-like. Gene Ontology annotation, biological process: tRNA processing. Lineage: Eukaryota; Metazoa; Arthropoda; Malacostraca; Decapoda; Nephropidae. The record is from RefSeq and is a predicted model, not a curated record. Gene Ontology annotation, molecular function: flavin adenine dinucleotide binding; tRNA dihydrouridine synthase activity.
GGAGACGGUCAGUGUUCCCGUGCUGGCCAAUGGUAACAUACAGUACCAGGAGGACGUGGAGCGCUGCCUGGCCACUACUGGUGUUGACGGUGUUAUGAGUGCAGAGGGGAACCUUCACAACCCGGCCAUCUUCAAAGGCACUCAUCCACCUGUCUGGGAAAUGGCCCUUGAGUACCUCCAGUUGGCCAUACGCUACCCCUGCCCAACAAGCUACGCCAGGGGACAUGUCUUCAAGCUCCUUCAUCACUGUUUGUGCAUGAGUGAGAACUUUGACCUGCGGUACCGACUGUCCAAGACAUCGUCGGCGGAGGAGAUGGUGGUAGUGGUACAAAACCUCAAAGACCGGAUGAUGCCCUAUUACACCGGUGAAAAACCCUGGAACCCGGAGCCGGAUGGUGAACAAGCGCGUCUACCAAUGGCCCCCUGGUUGUGUCAGCCCUAUGUUCGUAUUCCCCCUGAGGAACACCUGAAAAAGAUUCAUGAGAGUCAGCGCCGCGCCCAGGAAAAACAACAAAUGCAGCAAGAGGAAGAACUGGCCAACACUGAAGACAGUGAGAGCAACGGUGGAGGUGAGCCGAGCAAGAGGCCGAUAACAGAGGAGUCAGAAGAGACGGAUCUGUCAAAGAAGAAAAAGAAAAAGAUGGCGAGGAACCCGAGAAAGUCCUUUGAUCCUCCCAACGACCCUUAUGAGAAAUGUGGCUGUAGGAACCCUAAGGUAGGUGAUUCUCCUUCAUAGAGGACGACUCUCAUCUGCUGUGUUGAUAUGAAGUUUUACUUGAUAAUUCAAAACACGUCGAGGAUAUUGGUGUGGACAGGUUCUUAUCCAAUAUGUCAGUGUGUGUGUUGUUUUGUGUAUGAAUCUUUGUGUCAGGAAAUUACUGAGUGUUGUUCCCGGCCACUAGUGACCUUACCUCCAACAUUUGCUUCUUUUCUGUGAGAGUAAAUCUGCAGCGUCGUCGGCGGUGUUUGACUGUAGUAUCAUGAGCUCGGUCAGUGUCAGUGACUACCUCCUCACAGGGCAGAGUUUAACCCAAAAGUUAGGAAACAUUUGUUAAAAUUCCUUGAAAAUCCUCUCGCCAUCACCGCGAAUAUUAACUAGCCAUUCCUGAGUAUAGAACUGAGAGAUUCAGACCGUGAUAAUUCGAAAUAACUUUUGCCCAGCGACCCCACCUGUCUUAUGGUGCUAUUUGGUGCAGCAAGCUCACCAUUCUUCCUCCAGUGUGGCUUAUUAAAAGUGCUCAGUAAACUGUAUCAUGAAACACGCCAGUUACUGAGUGGAGCCACAAUGCCUUUAUAUGAACGGAGAAAUAAUAUCAGCGUGAUCCACGACUGUGUUCGUGAUGAUAAUCUUGACCAAGAUUGUACUAGUUAUGUUGUUAGAUUUGGCCUGGGACUGCGUGUUGUAUGAACUGAGAGUAAGAUGAUUUACAAAGAGAAUCAGAGACAAUCAUUGAGUACAACUUGCAGGCUCCAGGGAGUAUAAUUUGUGAUGACUCAUUGUUGUUAAACUGAUUAACAGAUAGUAGAAGUAUGUGAACUUAAUUAAUUAUGUGAUUUGGUUUUCCAAAGCGAUCGACCUGAGGGAACUCAACGUUCAAAACAAAUGGACCGGUAAGCUAUUUCCUAGAAAACACAAACAAACCAUUACUGCUCACAUCUAGGCCAAGAAUAACAACCAUGAGAAAGAUUAUACUCGUCAUACCAUAACUUACUCACAGCCGUAAUGAGAUAUCAUCUAAUACAUUAAGAUAACAUAUUAGUUAUAUGAGUAAAAUGAACCAGAACACAAUGUUAUUUAUGGUAGAUAACGAAAAUGUCGAGAAAGAAUUAUCCUACUAAUAUGGAAAGGGUCUUUUCCCAAUACGAAUUAAGGGGAGCCAAGCGACAAAAAGCGUUAUAUAAAGGUGUCUUUUACUGAACUAAAUUAGUCCAUCCACUUUAAGAACGAGUGUCCCUGUCUGCCAAGGGAAUGCGCUGAGAAGACCCCUGAGCUGGUAAAGAUCCUUUUGAACCUGCAGGAUGGGUUCGUUCCCUGACAGUGGCGGAUAGUGUAGCUGAAUCUAGUCUUCCCUGAAAGGUUAAAAGCCCCCAUACCACCACCAAGGUCGUGUUGGCUCACGGUGAAGUAAGUUCGCUUGGAGUGUCUUCAUGGCAAUGUACCUGAGAUUGGCUAAAUUUGCCGAGAUGUUUUGUGUUUCCAAAGUACAGCAGGUUA